Aspergillus ibericus CBS 121593 is the source of this 2055-nucleotide messenger RNA. Its product is annotated as cytochrome P450. The transcript is spliced from 10 exons. Bases 1 to 2055 code for a protein of 684 amino acids. Gene Ontology annotation, molecular function: iron ion binding; oxidoreductase activity, acting on paired donors, with incorporation or reduction of molecular oxygen; heme binding. NCBI's taxonomy places the organism in Eukaryota, Fungi, Ascomycota, Eurotiomycetes, Eurotiales, Aspergillaceae. The record is from RefSeq and is a predicted model, not a curated record.
AUGUUGACACUUUGGUGUGCUGGCAUCUUAUACAUUUUUAUUUUCCUUUACCGGCGAUUAUCGAGUCCCGUUUCCAACCUUCCUGGCCCCCGGUACACCAAGUUGACAAGUUUUGUCGUCAAGUACCAUGAGUUUUCAGCCAGUCGCCGUACCUUCAUCCAUCGACUACACAAAGAAUAUGGACCUGUCGUCCGUAUAGCACCGAAUGAAGUAUCCUUCGCUACUCUGGAUGCUAUUCGAGAGAUCUACGCAUCGGGAGGCAGUGGCUAUGAUAAGACGGAAUUUUAUGACCUGUUUCGCCAAUUUGGUAUCAAGACAAUGUUUUCCACACUUGGCAAGCAAGCUCACGGUGAAAGAAAACGGCAGCUAGCCGAUCGCUAUGCAAUGUCAAACAUAAUGCGAGAGCAUCAUACGUCGUCCAUUCGAGAGAAUGCUAGAUCAUUCGUCUCCAAAUGUGCCACGGGCUUGAGUGUGGAUGUUUAUGUUUACUUACAUUGCUAUGCGCUUGACUGUGUCACCAACUUUAUGUUCAGUCCUGCUGGAUUGAAGUCUCUGAGUGAUGAGAAUGACCUUGAUCUGAUGAAAGAAAUGACAUACCAUAAUAGUUUGCAAAAGGUUCUUUUGCAUUAUUAUCUACCAAAGUUGGCGCCGUAUUUCCCUUCGUGUCUAUUGCCUCGCCGCGCUCCAAAAGCCAACGAGUACGUCCAUAAAGUGAUCGCUCAAAAGGAUCCAGAGGAAUACAGCUUGGUUGCUCGUCUCAGAAGAAAAGACACAUCUCUUUCUCUAUCCCAAGUAGCAGCCGAAUGCAAAGAUCAUAUGGCCGCUGGCAUUGACACAACCGGAGAUGGCCUGUGCUUCUUGAUGUGGGAGUUGUCGCAACCGCACAACUUCCGAUACCAAAACCGGCUUUAUGAAGAGCUACGAUCUGCAUCUGAGGAUACGCCUCUUGAUCGACUGCCAUACCUGGAUGCUGUGAUUAAGGAGGCCCUGCGCUGCGCACCGCCGAUUCCCAUGUCGUUCCCUCGCUAUGUUCCCAGCGGAGGCAGAACAAUUGAUGGGAAGUUCAUCCCCGAGGGAACAAUUGUUAGCUGUCAACCGUAUACCGUGCAUCGCCUAAAUGAAGAGGUAUUCCCGGAGCCGGAUCGAUUUAAUCCUGAUAGAUGGAUGGAGGAAGAAGGCUUCAACGAGCGCAACCGAUUAUUCUUCGCUUUUAGCACCGGUGGAAGGGGAUGUACUGGAAGAAACCUGGCAAUGGUUGAAAUGAAGAUUCUUCUUCAAGAAGUUUAUUCUCGGUUCCAGACCACGGUAGCGCCCGACAUGAAAGGUUCUAUGGAGAUUGACGAUCAAAUCAUCGCUUCUCGGCCCAAGGGACAGACCUGCAAACUGAUCUUUACCCCUCGAUUGAAACGACUUACACUACAAAUUAUCAAUCUGAUUCCCAUUGCUCUAUUCAACUUAUAUCCCAACAUGCAUAUCCCCUACAUCUCAAAUUGGACCACCCUGGCCCUCCAAACCAUUCUCUUCAGUUCCCUCAACAUUUCGCUAGCUACCUCCUCUCCCGCUUCCUCUCCCUCUCCCUCUCCCCCAGAUCUUACAUUCCUAUACACCGCCUACGUAGAAUGCGAACCAACCCUCAUGGACUCCCCCGGACCGCACGGCAUCCGACGCACCAUCCCAAUCGUGGGUGGAAAUUUCACCGGCCCUCGUCUCUCCGGCGAAAUCCUCCCCGUCGGCGCCGACUGGGGUCUCGUAGACCCGCAAACCGGAAUCUUCAGCGCCGACACCCGCUACAAUCUCCGCACCAACGACGGAGAAAACAUCUUCAUCCAGACCUCGGGUCCGAAGUCGCCUAGUGGACAGUUGCAUCUGAGAUUGGUGUUUGAGACGGGGAGUCGGAAGUAUUAUUGGUUGAAUAAUGUUAUAGCGAUUGGGGUUCUUACUUCGGUGGAAGAGACGAAUAGUUCCAGUUUGUUGAGGAUUGAUGCUUGGAAUAUGGCUUCAGAUUGGAAUUCGACGAGCUUUGUGGACUCGUCAGCGACUUCUGGUACCGCAUGA